Suricata suricatta (meerkat) is the source of this 2011-nucleotide messenger RNA. It is a transcript of the gene MFNG, whose product is annotated as MFNG O-fucosylpeptide 3-beta-N-acetylglucosaminyltransferase. Gene Ontology annotation, biological process: pattern specification process; regulation of Notch signaling pathway. Gene Ontology annotation, cellular component: Golgi membrane. NCBI's taxonomy places the organism in Eukaryota, Metazoa, Chordata, Mammalia, Carnivora, Herpestidae. The coding region runs from base 242 to 1297 and encodes 351 amino acids. The transcript is spliced from 7 exons. The record is from RefSeq and is a predicted model, not a curated record. Gene Ontology annotation, molecular function: O-fucosylpeptide 3-beta-N-acetylglucosaminyltransferase activity.
CCCAGAGCCGGGGCGGGAGCUCCGAGGGAGCAGGUGGAGGGCUGGCUGGCGGAGGCUGCGGUGGCGCCGGGGCUGCCAUGGCUCCGCGUCCCGGGCCAGAGCACCAGCUCCCAUCUCCGCCCUCCUCGCCUGCGCCCGAUGCCUACCAGACUUUUGCCUCUGCCGGAGCCCCCGCCUAGCCAGCCUCCCCUCGCUGUCCGCUUGGGCUUCGGGGGUCGAGCCGUCUGGGGUCCCAGGGCCAAUGCAGUGCCGCCUCCUCCGGGGCCUGGCGGGAGCCCUCCUCACCCUUCUGUGCAUGGGGCUCCUCUCCCUACGGUACCACUCAGGCCAGUCCCCACAGGCCGUGCAGGAGGCCCCCUGGCAGAGCCCGCCAAGCCCUCUGUCCCCCGAGCUGCAGCUGCAGGAUGUCUUCAUCGCAGUCAAGACGACCCGAACCUUCCACCACUCCCGCCUUGAGCUGCUUCUGGACACGUGGGUCUCCAGGACCAGGGAACAGACAUUUGUCUUCACCGACAGCCCCGAUGAAGGCCUCCAGGAGAGACUGGGGUCCCACCUCGUGGUCACCAACUGCUCAGCAGAGCACACCCACCCCGCCCUGUCCUGCAAGAUGGCUGCCGAGUUCGACACCUUUUUGGCCAGCGGGCUGCGGUGGUUCUGCCACGUGGAUGACGACAACUAUGUGAACCCAAGGGCACUGCUGAAGCUGCUAAAAACCUUCCCGCAGACCCGCGACGUCUACCUAGGUCGGCCCAGCCUGAACCGGCCUAUCCGCGCUUCGGAGCCCAGGCCGCACAACCGCACGAGGCUGGUACAGUUCUGGUUUGCCACUGGGGGCGCUGGCUUCUGCAUCAACCGCAAACUGGCUUUGAAGAUGGCCCCAUGGGCCAGCACGGCUCUGUCUCUCAGUGGUCCCCGCUUCGUGGAAACAUCUGCUCUCAUCCGACUGCCUGACGACUGCACCGUGGGCUACAUUGUCGAGUGCAAGCUGGGGGGCCACCUGCAGCUCAGCCCCCUCUUCCACUCCCACCUGGAGACCCUGCAGCUGCUGGGGGCUGCCCAGCUCCCAGAGCAGGUUUCGUUCCCUCCAUUGUCUCCUCUAUCCGGAUACUCCUUGGUGCCCACAGCUGGUGGCCAGAUGAACCCUGAACCGUUGGGCAAAGAUUGGGCUGAGGCCUCUGGUUGUCCUUCGCUGCCCCAGGCAGCCCUGGGGACCCUGGCGAGUGCCCUUUGGUGGACAGUCCCUGGCACGGCCUCUGAGCGGUGGGCCAGCCCAGGGUUGGAUGGUAGCCGGCAGUGAAGGCACUUGAGGCCCCUGGGAAGUGGAUCGGACAGCCCAGAGAACAGGUGCACUGGGCGAGGGGAGAGAGGCCCCAGGGGCUGGGCGUCUAUGGGCCUUGAGUGGCUGGAUUGAAUAAGCAUGGGGGGCCCUUGAGCUGCGCUGGGGCUCAGGGGUCCUAACCCCUUAGAGAAUUAUGUGGGCCCCUGGUGGGGCCUGGCUUUCCCCCCACAGCUCUGGUCUCUGUCAUCCACCCUGGGGCCAAGCAGUGGGCUGCCUACGCCUGGCUCCCUUGGCUGGAUCUCCAGGCACCAACGGGACCCAGGUGGAAUAAUGGCAAAACCCAGGGUCUGUGGCAGAUACUGAUGUUGCUGGCCAGCCUCCAGCUCCUUGCUCCCACCGUGAACAGAUCCUGUUUUGUUUGGAGUAUCAACGUGCCCAGACCCAGAUCAUGGGUCAGGCUGGAUCCCAGCCAGUGGUGAUGACCCUUUAGCUUACUUUCCCAGCCUCCCUUGCUCAGUCUGUUAGUGUGAACUCAACGAAGCCAAUGGAGAGGCUUCUGGGAAAAUCUCUGGAGCCCCAUACCCCAUCUUCACGCCGUGAAUUUGGGUGUGAUGUCUGGGUCUGGGGCAGCUGCCUUGUUGUUGUGAAGGGAGGGCUGUGACAAUCAUGCACACUUGUCCUUUUGGGCAUCUGGUUCUGUGAGAAAAUUAAAUCCUUAUUCGUUUAAACCUC